AAUUAAUAAUUUAUAGAUAGUGGUAUUAUGCUAAAAAACUUCAUCAAAACGUCAAAAUCCUUGACAUUCUCAAAUUCGUAGUCAAAUAUUUUCACCCAGAAAAAUGAGUCUCUCUCAAAAAUCUCCUUGUAUUUUUUGUAAUAUUGUAAAUAAGUUGGAAGAUACGGAGAUUUUAUAUGAAGAUGAUUUGGUUUGUGUCUUUCGAGAUAUUAAACCGGCCAGCAAAUUUCAUAUUUUGACUGUGCCUAAGCGGCACAUUGAAGAUGCCAGAGCAUUAACCCCUAGCGAUAUUGCAUUGGUGCAAAAAAUGCUAACUGUAGCUAAACAAAUGCUGUCACAAAAUAAUUAUUCCAUGGAUGAUGCCAGAUUUGGUUACCACUGGCCACCAUUCAGAAGUGUAAAACAUUUACAUCUACAUGCAAUAGCUCCAGAAAGUGAAAUGGGAUUCUUGGCUCGGAUGAUAUUUAAAAAGGACUCAUAUUGGUUUGUGUCUCCUGACUAUGUUGCUUCAAGACUGUGAAAAGCUGACAACUAUGUAUACCAAUUUUGUAGAAUUUUUCUUGGUGGUGUGUACAUUAGUGGAAGUCCUAGAUUGAAAUACAGUUGAACCCAUUUAAGAGAUGAAUAGUAUUCUAUAAAUUUUUAGUAUUAACUUGCAAAUACAAUUUUUCAUAGCAAUUAGUUGACUAAGGGAGCAUUCAAGUAUUACGUGACACAAUUUUUGGAGAUUCUUGACCCCCAUCCCCACCCCCAUUGACUUGAUUUGAGUAAAACGUUUCGUGACCACCCCAAGUGACUCUUUCUACCUAAAACUUACCAUUAUGUGGUGUAAAGUACUGGAAAGUCAAAAAUAAUAUUAUCAAUAACACAUAAUUUAAUUCCUACCCUGCAUCAAACAUUUUACAAGAGGACUCCCCCCUUCAAAUUCGGUACGUAAUACUUGAAAGCUCCCUAACUUGCUCCCUGUGCUCCCAAGCACAGUAUAGGAGGAAGCAAUGUCAGGUGAGAAUAUGUCAAGAAUUUAUGUGUGGAUAGAUGUCAAUGUUAAUAAUGAAAAUAGCUCCAUACUAAUGUGAUCUAGGUUCCAAAACCUGUGAAUCAGUGGUGGAAUUGUUGUGGUAUACAUGUUGGUAUACAUCUAUCAUUGUAUUACUGUUCAUUCCUUGGUCAUUUGGUAAAAGCCUCCUCCAAAUCCUGCCAUUUCUCUGUACUGUGCCACUCUGCCAUAUGCCUUCUGCUAUUUCCAGGUCUAUCCACCUUCUUAUAUAUAGGUUCAAUUGUAUUAUAUUUUUGUUAAUAAGAUUACUGUGGUAUUAGGUUAUUUUAUAUGGUAACAUUUAAAUAUGAUUUUUUCGAAGUACUAGAAAAUAUGUUUCAAUUAGCUACACAAAUCUUAAUGAGUUAAGGGUUAUACAACUUUAAGUUUUAUUUUUGUACCAAACAACUGAUUUAUGACUAUUAUAUUUGUGUAAUUUUUUUUUAUGUGAAAUGUUCUGUACAACAUUCUUUGGUGUGAAUGUAUGUGCAAUGUUAGGAAUUAUUACUUCUCGUAACAUUACAUAUUUCUAUUGUUCCUAUUGUUCCUAUUAUUUUACUAGUUAUGUUAGCUAUUAUUUAAUAAAAUGUUAUUGUGUUACCUAUGGUGUUCGUUUUUGACAUAUGUCCAUAAUGCUAUCAUCAUUCUGACAUAUUGCUUUAUAAACUUAAGUAUACUUAAAUAUUAUUUUAAAUACUACGGUAACAGUUUGCUUAUUGCGAGCGCUCGUAACGAGUUAGUGCAGCGUACUGACAGAAUAAAUGGUCGAUGCGUAACACUCAAAAGAUUCGCCAAAAAACCGCCAGCCCGGUCGAGCACUCAGAGCGAGCCACGAGCGACUCGUUGAUCGUUGAUAUCGCUGUAACAAUACGUACUGACUGCACGAAUCCUCGAUGUGUAAUACAUUACAUGACACCGCAAGCAUGAGGUCAAAACCCAGCUGGAGGCUUCAAAGAGUGACUUCGAAGGGAGGAGUUGUAACAAAUGGUGUUUUUUUGCGGAAAACCCGGAGUCCGAGACUUCACGAAGCAGUUUCGACUACAGACACGAGUUUGCUCCUAUACUCAUAAUCUGUCCGAAAAAUAGCUGCAAAGCUAGUAUUAAGAGUAUCCCGAGUGCUAUCGUCCGCAUAACAAUGAUUAGACUAAUGAUUUAACUACUCACGAAACACAUAAAAGAAUAAUAAUAAAAAAAGAAUGAAAAAAAAACAAACUUGAACGCAACACAAUUGGGAGGGGUCCGCUUGACUAACAUUUAUGAAAUCCAGUGUAGAUGACGGCGCCUUCGAUAGUUCGCUCCGUCUGCCCCGAGAUAUAUAAUAUAUUUUUUGGACCCAGACUUGCGCGUUCUCCGUAAAUCGCACGAAACGCGAGUAAAACUAUUGACACACAGAAAACCGGCGUAAUGUAUGCCUGUGCUUUGUUACAGCGGGUGAGGGCCGCUCUUCCUGCGCGCCUCCGAACUUUUAUAUACACUCUAGGGGUAGG
Molecule: messenger RNA, 2523 nt
Organism: Pieris brassicae (large cabbage white)
Lineage: Eukaryota; Metazoa; Arthropoda; Insecta; Lepidoptera; Pieridae
Product: adenosine 5'-monophosphoramidase HINT3-like
Exons: 3
Coding region: 104-520 (138 amino acids)
Molecular function (GO): catalytic activity
Source: RefSeq, a predicted model, not a curated record